Messenger RNA from Melospiza georgiana, 6307 nucleotides. It is a transcript of the gene HCN4, whose product is annotated as hyperpolarization activated cyclic nucleotide gated potassium channel 4. Gene Ontology annotation, biological process: potassium ion transport; transmembrane transport. The transcript is spliced from 8 exons. Gene Ontology annotation, molecular function: voltage-gated potassium channel activity. Gene Ontology annotation, cellular component: membrane. Bases 234 to 3818 code for a protein of 1194 amino acids. Lineage: Eukaryota; Metazoa; Chordata; Aves; Passeriformes; Passerellidae. The record is from RefSeq and is a predicted model, not a curated record.
CUUUUUUUUUUUUUUUUUUUUUUUUCCCUCUCAUUCCCUUCCCUUCUGGAUGCAGAGCCUGUGUUUUGAUGCAGAGCCUGUGGAUGCCACAGCCCGGUAAGGAGAUGACACGCCAGUCCCUGGUCCCCCGUGCCCCGUGAGCCGGGGGCAGGGGCCUGGGGGCAGUGCCGGUUCCCCUCGCUGGGCAGAGCGGGGGGGUCUCUCCCUGUCCCCGAGCAGCAGCAGCAGCGGCCAUGGACAAGCUGCCCCCCUCCAUGCGCAAGAGGCUCUACAGCCUGCCCCAGCAGAUCGGACCCAAGGCGUCGAUCAUGGACGAGGAGGAUGACAGCGACAAGGACACCCGCAGGAAAAGCAUCAGGCUCAAGCCACUGCCUUCGCCCUCUGCUGGGAGCACCCGGGCCCUCGGGGGGGACCCCGGCCGAGGGGGAGACCCCGGCCUGCUGGAGACGGAGGCCGGCGGCAAGGGCGCCAAGACCAGCACCAACGGGGACUGCCGCCGCUUCAAAGGGAGCCUGUCCUCGCUCACCAGCAGGCACCUCCACGACGCGGCCGAGGAGAAGCGGCUCAUCGGCGGCGAGGGGGAGCCGGCCUCUCCCGGGGAGGACAAGAGCCCCCCCGGCAGCGGGGAGCUGGAGCAGGGGCUGCCUGGGCCCCUACCGCCCGCCUCGCCCCCGGAGCCCCAGCAGCCGCCCCCCCGGGCCUGCUCCUCGACCUCCAUCAAAGUGGAGGGAGGUGGAGGGUGCGACCAGAUCACCCCAGAUGAGGAGCAGAGGCUCGGCCAGGCCGGUUUCAUGCAGAGGCAGUUCGGGGCCAUGCUCCAGCCGGGGGUCAACAAAUUCUCCUUGAGGAUGUUUGGCAGCCAGAAGGCCGUGGAGAGGGAGCAGGAAAGAGUUAAGUCUGCCGGGUUCUGGAUCAUCCAUCCCUACAGCGACUUCAGGUUUUACUGGGAUCUCACCAUGCUGCUGCUGAUGGUAGGGAACCUGAUCAUCAUCCCUGUGGGCAUCACUUUCUUCAAGGAUGAAAACACCACCCCGUGGAUUGUCUUCAACGUGGUUUCGGACACGUUCUUCCUCAUCGACCUCGUCCUCAACUUCCGGACAGGCAUCGUGGUGGAGGACAACACCGAGAUCAUCCUGGACCCGCAGAGGAUCAAGAUGAAGUACCUGAAGAGCUGGUUUGUGGUGGAUUUUAUCUCCUCCAUCCCCGUGGACUACAUCUUCCUGAUCGUGGAGACGCGCAUCGACUCCGAGGUGUACAAGACGGCGCGGGCGCUGCGCAUCGUGCGCUUCACCAAGAUCCUGAGCCUGCUGCGCCUGCUGCGCCUCUCGCGCCUCAUCCGCUACAUCCACCAGUGGGAGGAGAUCUUCCACAUGACCUACGACCUGGCCAGCGCCGUGGUGCGGAUCGUCAAUCUGAUCGGGAUGAUGCUGCUGCUGUGCCACUGGGACGGCUGCCUGCAGUUCCUGGUGCCCAUGCUGCAGGACUUCCCCGACGACUGCUGGGUGUCCCUCAACCGCAUGGUGAACGACUCCUGGGGGAAGCAGUACUCCUAUGCCCUGUUCAAGGCCAUGAGCCACAUGCUGUGCAUCGGCUACGGGCAGCAGGCGCCGGUGGGGAUGUCGGACGUGUGGCUCACCAUGCUCAGCAUGAUCGUGGGGGCCACCUGCUACGCCAUGUUCAUCGGCCACGCCACCGCCCUCAUCCAGUCCCUGGACUCGUCCCGCCGCCAGUACCAGGAGAAGUACAAACAGGUGGAGCAGUACAUGUCCUUCCACAAGCUGCCCGCUGACAUGCGGCAGCGCAUCCACGACUACUACGAGCACCGCUACCAGGGCAAGAUGUUCGAUGAGGAGAGCAUCCUGGGGGAGCUGAGCGAGCCCCUGCGGGAGGAGAUCAUCAACUUCAACUGCCGCAAGCUGGUGGCCUCCAUGCCCCUGUUUGCCAACGCAGACCCCAACUUUGUGACGUCCAUGCUGACCAAGCUGAAGUUUGAGGUGUUCCAGCCCGGGGACUACAUCAUCCGGGAGGGCACCAUCGGCAAGAAGAUGUACUUCAUCCAGCACGGCGUGGUCAGCGUCCUCACCAAGGGCAACAAGGAGACCAAGCUGGCUGAUGGCUCCUACUUUGGAGAGAUCUGCCUGCUGACGCGUGGCCGGCGCACAGCCAGCGUGCGUGCCGACACCUACUGCCGCCUGUACUCGCUGUCCGUGGACAACUUCAACGAGGUUCUGGAGGAGUACCCCAUGAUGAGGAGAGCCUUCGAGACUGUGGCUCUGGACAGGCUGGACAGGAUUGGCAAGAAGAACUCCAUCCUGCUCCACAAAGUGCAGCACGACCUCAACUCGGGGGUGUUCAACUACCAGGAGAACGAGAUCAUCCAGCAGAUCGUGCAGCACGACCGGGAGAUGGCUCACUGUGCCCACAACGUGCAGGCGGCCGCGGCCGCCGCCUCCACGCCCACGCCGGUGAUCUGGACGCCGCUGAUCCAGGCCCCGCUGCAGGCGGCCGCCGCCACCACCUCGGUGGCCAUCGCCCUCACGCACCACCCGCGCCUGCCCACGGCCAUCUUCCGCCCGCCCGUGUCCGUGCUGGGCUCGCUGGGCCAGCAGCCCAACCAGACCCCCAGGCAGCUGAAGAGGUUCCAGUCGCUCGUCCCGUCCGCCGGCCCCUCGGCCGUGGGCUCCCCGUCCAGCACGCCCUCACAGCUGCACACGCCGGGCGCCGAGACGCCCUCGUCCUCCUCCUUCCACAUCCAGCAGCUCGCCGGCUUCUCGGCCGCCGCCGGCCUGGGCCAGUUCCAGGUGGGGUCCCCUCCGGGGGGCUCCGGCCAGCCGGGGCUCGGCAGCGCCUCCUCGGUGGGGCUGAGCCAGUUCCAGAGUGCACCCUCGGGGUCACCCUUAGGCGCGGCUCAGCCCCCGCAGCAGCAGCAGCAGCAGCCGGCCCUGUCCAGCAGUGGGUUUGGGCACUUCCAGCAAGCCACAGCCAGCUCCCCGUCGACAUCGCUCACGCAGCUCUCAUCAAACUCUCCCCCCAGUCUCCUGAACCAGUUCCAGCCCACCACGAGACCACUGCAGGGGGGACAGUCGCAGCAGCAGCAGCAGCAGCAGCAGCUCUCGGGCAGUGGGACCCUGGGGGGAUUGAACCAGUUCCAAGCCCCUCCUUCUUCCAACUCUCCAUCCUCCAGCCUAAGCCAGCUGGCGCAGGCCUCGGGCGGGCCGUCCGCGGGGCUGUGCCAAACACAUCCAAGUGCUUUAGGAUCUGUGACUGGAACGAUAGCCCAGCUCCACCAGGAGCGGCCUCCCUUCGCCCCCGCGGCCCCGCUGCAGCAGCCCGGCAUCGCCUCUCCCUGUUACACCCCUUCUGGCCUUAGUCCUCCCAGCCAGAGCCCGGUGGCCACCAGAACUUUCCAGAGCGGCGCCGCGGGGCCCUCGGGCUCGCACGGCUCGCUGCUGCUGCCGCAGCCCGCCAGCCCCCCGGCCCAGGCGCUGCCGCCGCGCCUCAACCAGGACAUCAAGCUGAUCUCGGCAUCCCAGCCCUCCCUGCCCCAGGAGCUGGCUCAGACGCUGGGCCGCCACAGCUCUCCUCAUUCCUCUAGAGAAUCUGUUUCCAGCUUCUCCCCUUUCCCCGGCGGUGGCGGCGGGAGCGGACUCCUGGGCAAGCCUUGCAGCUCGGUCCCCGGGCGGGUGACGCUGCCACGCCAGAUGUCCUCAGGUUCUCUGCCACACCCGCUGGCCUUGGCCGCCGGCGGGCGCAAAGAGUCCAUAGUGCUCACGGGGGAUCUGGAGCCCGUCAGGUCCAAACUGCCCUCCAAUUUGUGAGGACUCCUGCAGGAGCUGCCUGUGCCAGCUCUGCCCUUCAGUUCCUGAUGAGUUCACCGAGCGAUUUUUUCCUUUCCUUCCCUUUCUGCGCCACUCCUGCUUUGUUUUCUUUUGUUUCCCCUCAAUUUCUUUUGUUUAGGUUUAACUGUGCUUAGAAACAAAGAAAAAAAAACACAUGAAAAACAACGGGAAAAAAAAAAGAAGAUAACCAGGUAUUCUUAGAGCUAUAGAUUUUUGGUCACUUGAUUUUAUAGAAUAUUUUAAUACACAGGACAAAAAGGAUACGAGCAAAUUUAAUCCAACGAGGUAACGCACAGCCGGGGCGUGUGCCUGAGCUGGAACACGUGAAUGAGCAGCCAUAGAAGCCACCAAAAAGGUUUUCCUGUUGAGACAAAGACCCGAGGUUGAUGUGGGCCACAGAAGGGGCUGUGGGGUCAGGCCUGUAGCUGGUGUUUGUAGAGCAGCCCUGGUUGGCCUCAGCUUUGCCCCAGCUGUGACCCUGGGGCUGGGGACAUGGCUGGCCCAGCACACACCACAGGUGUCCCUCUCUCCCUGCCAGGUGUCCCUCCCUGUCCUCAGCAGUAACAGAGGAGCUGGGAAGGGGUGAGUUCACUCUUGUACACCCCUCGAGGGAUUUCCCAGGGGCUGAGGUUUGAGUUGGACUCCAGCUGAGGAAGAUGAAGGUGACCAGGAGAUGGGCAGGCCUCGCUGCAGAUUGUCCCUUUCUUACUCCACUGAUGCUGCAGUGGGAACAAGGAGCAAUCCCCUGUAAGGCACAGGGAGGGCAGGGAUGAUCCCUCUGUGCUUUGGCAUGUGGGCACCCCAGGCAGAAGGCCCCAAGCUUCAGCCUCUCCGUGGUGUGUGCAAACAGGAGGGAUGGAGGAAGAGGCAGUGCUUUAACGUCCCCUCUGUCACUUCAGUGUCUCAGUGUCCCUGGGUGACUGCUCUGAGGAGAACUAGAAAGGAUUGAGCAGUGGGGUGCAGUCCCCAGCCCUCCUCCUCCUCCUUAGCCCGGGGCAGUGGGAGGCACCAGGACAGUUCCAAGAUUUACAAUUCAGUUUUUACCAUUAAAACCAGAUCAGCCCAGAAAUUUGGUCAGCCAUGGUCUGUGCUUGUCCCCUGCUGGGGGAACUGAAAUCUUUGUUUGAUUUCACCAGCAAUAAGAGCCUGCACCUGGUGGGCUUCCCCUGACACCCUGCAGCGUCCCCUGGGGCACUGGGGCUGGGCUUUGGGGACACUCCCAGUGGGGCGGGGACAGAGCGGGGCCAGCAGCACUGAGAAGCCACAGCCUUUACCUCCAGGGCACACAUCUCCUCUUGUGUCACUUGGUCCUCCCUCUCUCUCUGUUUGGGGUUUCCUUAGGCCGAGGGGUGUCUGUGGCCACCUCACUGUCCGAGUCAGGUGCUCAACUUUUCUAACACUCCUUAGAGACACAUCCAGCCUCCCUCUGUGCCCAGCCCUCAAGGGGACAGAGACUCCAUGCAGCAGUGCCAAAAACUUCCCCACCGCCAUUUCCCAGCCCCCGGAGCUCCCUGUCCCUGCCCCAGCCCUGGCUGAUGGUUGUUUUUAUACCGACCCGUCUGCAGAACUCUCUGCCACGUGCCUGCACCUUGAAUGUUGCAUUCCUGGGCACUCCUGCUUCACCCUGCUUUGGUGGCUCUGAAUUCAGAUGUGAUCAGCUUUGGUCUUCCUUAAAAAGGGUCAGGGGAACUCUGGAAAUGCUUUUUCUACUGGCUCCAUCCAGCUCUGUCUGUGUGAGUGUGGUGGGAGGGUGAGUGUGUGUGUGUGUGUGUGUUUGUAUAGAUUUUAUAGAUGUAUCUAUAUCUACACACCUGCUUUUCUAUCUGUAGGGUAGUCACACACAUCUGUAGUCUAUUUAUGCACAUGUGUCAGCACACACACACACACAUAUUUAUAUAUAUAUAUGUAUAUCCUAGUUUUAAAUGAAAAUACGUGUCAGUUCUGACCCUCCUGCAGGGCUGAUUGGCAGGUGACAAUUAUAACCUCUAGAUCCUGCUUUUCCAAAUAUGUACAGGUUCAUCUUGAAACAGGAGUUGAAGCAGACUCACAGACCCUCUCAUGUUUUCAGAGGUAGAAGGAAGACUCACAAUAUCCUUUACAGUUUUUUGGGUUUUUAGCAAACCUUUCCCCUGUGUGCCAGAGGCCAAGCACCUGCAGGGUUUGGGGUGGGCUGGGCAGGCAGGGGGGAAGGGUCUGCAGCCCUCCUGGGCUCCUGUGCCAUGGCUGCUGCUGCACUGGCCCUGAGUCCUGGGCACCCUGGGGACCCUCAGGGGACAGCCAGGGCUGGCACUGCCCGGCCAUGCCCCCUCCUCACUGCAGGACACCCUCCUUGGCUUUGCUUCCCUCUUUGGGGAAUCUCUUUGGGUUUCCAGCUCUCAGCACUGCAGUAGCCAACUUUGAGUUAUUCUGACUGGACCCCAGUCAACUAGGCUUGUCUCAGUAGGUGGAACUAUAUUUAUUACUACUAU